CAACCUCCAUCUAGAUGACUCUUCUUCCCGCUAAAAUAAAUACCCAAUUUUGUCAAAAAAUGUAACCAAAAAAAUUAUAAAUUAAUCAAACCACCCCACCAAAUUCAACUAUAAAUUUGUAAGUAUCAGUUCAACGAUCUUUAGUAUCGGUUGUGUCAUAUCUUUCAAGCAACAACAACAACGCCAGCCGCUACCAUCCACCACCAGGUUUUAAGGAAAAGAAAAUGGCACGCAAGAAGAUCCGAGAGUAUGAUUCCAAGAGAUUAGUGAAGGAGCAUUUCAAGAGGAUUUCUGGUUCUGAAUUGCCCAUCAAAUCUGCACAGAUUACGGAAUCGACCGACUUUAAUGAGUUGGUACAAAGGGAACCAUGGUUAUCUUCAUCCAAACUGGUUGUGAAACCUGACAUGUUGUUUGGAAAGCGCGGAAAGAGUGGACUCGUUGCUUUAAAUCUUGAUCUGGCUCAAGUUGCUGAGUUUGUCAAGGAGCGGCUUGGCAAAGAGGUUGUGAUGGAUGGAUGCAAAGGACCCAUAACUACAUUCAUUGUCGAACCAUUUGUUCCACACAACGAAGAGUUUUAUAUCAACAUUGUUUCUGAGCGGUUAGGGUGUAGCAUUAGUUUUUCAGAAUGUGGAGGAAUCGAUAUCGAAGAGAACUGGGACAAGGUUAAGACAAUCUUUUUACCCACAGGAGCAGUGUUGAAUCAAGAGACAUGUGCUCCUCUUGUUGCCACCCUCCCACUGGAGUACAAAUCUGAAAUCGAGGAGUUCAUCACAAACAUAUAUUCCCUGUUCGUAGAUCUCGACUUCACUUUCUUGGAAAUGAAUCCGUUCACUCUGGUCAACGGAAAGCCUUAUCCUCUUGAUAUGAGAGGCGAGCUUGAUGACACUGCUGCUUUCAAAAACUUCAAAAAGUGGGGCAAUAUCGAAUUCCCAAUGCCGUUUGGAAGAGUUAUGAGUCCUACUGAAAGCUUUAUCCAUGGACUUGAUGAAAAGACUAGUGCAUCUUUGAAAUUCACGAUUCUUAACCCUAAAGGCCGCAUUUGGACCAUGGUUGCCGGUGGUGGUGCUAGUGUCAUCUACGCAGAUACAGUUGGAGAUUUAGGUUAUGCUGCUGAGCUUGGAAAUUAUGCAGAAUACAGCGGUGCGCCCAAUGAAGAAGAAGUUCUGCAGUAUGCUCGAGUUGUCAUCGACUGUGCAACGGCGGAUCCCGAUGGUCAAAGGAGGGCGCUUGUAGUUGGUGGCGGAAUCGCAAAUUUUACUGAUGUGGCAGCCACUUUCAAUGGCAUCAUUCGUGCGAUGAAGGAGAAGGAAGCGAAGUUGAAAGCCGCGAACAUGCACAUUUAUGUACGACGGGGAGGCCCAAAUUACCAAAGAGGCCUUGCUAGAAUGCGUGCGCUCGGGGCUGAAAUUGGCAUCCCUAUUGAAGUAUAUGGGCCAGAAGCAACAAUGACAGGAAUAUGCAAACAAGCAAUUGAAUGCAUCAUGGUUGGUGCUUAGAUUUGGUGGAUCUUCUUGGACUUAUGUUUCAUUGUUUAAUGUUAAAGUUUCAAAUGAGAGAUUGAUAAGAAUGUUGUAACUGAAAACAAUUUUCAUUUGUAUUUGUGGGUUUAACUAAGGCAUUCGCUAUAGUAACUCAAAAAAGUUGUAUGAUGUAACUCAAAAAAUAAAGUCAUGUUUUACAUUGAUCGAAAAUAAUAAAAAUGAAUACCAAUACCGGUUCCGGUAA
Messenger RNA from Helianthus annuus (common sunflower), 1725 nucleotides. Its product is annotated as ATP-citrate synthase alpha chain protein 1. Gene Ontology annotation, cellular component: succinate-CoA ligase complex. Gene Ontology annotation, molecular function: succinate-CoA ligase (ADP-forming) activity. The record is from RefSeq and is a predicted model, not a curated record. Bases 225 to 1496 code for a protein of 423 amino acids. Gene Ontology annotation, biological process: succinyl-CoA metabolic process; tricarboxylic acid cycle. Lineage: Eukaryota; Viridiplantae; Streptophyta; Magnoliopsida; Asterales; Asteraceae. The transcript has 12 exons.